AUGAGCGUCUUGGAUGCUGCAACAAAAACCGCCGGAGCGAGCACCACAAAGAGCAAGAAGAGACGCCAACAUAUUCUCAUCAAUGGCAAGCUAUUUACACAGAUGAACAAGGUUGGAAAAGGUGGCAGCAGUGAUGUCUAUUGUGUCAUGGCUGAGAACUACAAGUUAUUUGCCUUGAAAAAAGUCAAGCUCGAGGAUUGUGAUGAAUCUGCCAUGCGUGGCUUCAAGGGCGAGAUUGAUCUUCUCACAAAGCUUGCAGAUGUCGAGCGCGUCAUCCGACUUUUCGACUGGGAGCUGGACAACGAGAAGCAGGUUCUCAGUGUUCUCAUGGAGAAGGGUGAUCAAGACUUGAACCGAAUCUUGACAAUUCAGCUCAAUGGCACUGACCCAAAGUUCGACCCCGUUUUGACUCGAUUCUACUGGAAGGAGAUGCUUGAAUGUGUUCAGGCAGUCCACGACUACGAUAUUGUUCAUUCGGAUCUCAAACCCGCAAAUUUCCUCUCUGUCCAAGGCAAACUCAAGUUGAUCGACUUCGGCAUCGCGAAUGCUAUCGAUAUCGCCCAUACUGUCAAUGUUCAUCGCGACUCGCAUAUCGGAACACCCAACUAUAUGUCACCAGAGAGUAUUCUGGACACAAAUGCACCCACACCUGGUAGCGAACGCACUUCGAACAAUGGCAGUAGGCUGAUGAAGAUCGGCAAGCCUUCGGAUGUCUGGUCUCUUGGCUGUAUCUUGUAUCAGAUGGUCUAUGGUCGUCCUCCUUUCGCUCACAUCGCCAACCAGAUCAGUCGUAUUAUGGCUAUCACAAACUCCAAGGUUGUCAUUGAAUUCCCUGACAAGGGUGUUGGUGGUGUCACGGUGCCUUCUGCUUUGAAAGGUACUCUGCGAAGAUGCCUGCAACGCGAUCUGCACGCUCGGCCCACUGUCAAGCAACUGCUCAGUCUCUCGGAUUCUUGGCUGUAUCCUGACGUCGGUAAUGCCGUCGCCAUGAGUGAGGACUUGCUUGCACAGAUCAUUGACAAAGUUGUUGAGCGAUGCAAGGAUCCCAAGCGUGGCAUACCUUCACCCGAUGAAGUCAAGCAAUACCCAGCCAGCUUCAUGUCAAAGAUCCGCGAAAUGGUUGAGCGGGAUGGCGUCGUUGGAUGA
Molecule: messenger RNA, 1146 nt
Organism: Aureobasidium subglaciale EXF-2481
Lineage: Eukaryota; Fungi; Ascomycota; Dothideomycetes; Dothideales; Saccotheciaceae
Exons: 1
Coding region: 1-1146 (381 amino acids)
Biological process (GO): protein localization to kinetochore; mitotic spindle assembly checkpoint signaling; peptidyl-serine phosphorylation
Cellular component (GO): spindle; nucleus; kinetochore
Molecular function (GO): protein serine/threonine kinase activity; protein serine/threonine/tyrosine kinase activity; ATP binding
Source: RefSeq, a predicted model, not a curated record